AUGGAAGAGGGCUUCGAACAAUUUUUCUUCUGUACCCCCAAUCUAAAGCUCUCUGAAGUUACCUCAAAGGCCUACAGUUGGAGCUUGGAAGAGACAGGAAUACAAUUUCAUGAUGGUAUCAUGUGCAUUUUGUACAAAUUUCAGACUAUAAUUGGACUCAUUGGGAAUUGUUUUCUCCUUUAUCUAUAUAGCUUUAAGAUAAUCAUUAAUCAAAGGAUAAAACUCAUUGAUAACAUUUGCAUUAAUUUGGUCUUUUCUAACAUUCUGAUGAUGCUUUUCAGGGGAAUUCCAUGGGCAAUGGAGGCAUGCAAUCAGAAAAAUUUCAUGAAUGACAUUGAAUGUAAAAUCAUAAUUUAUGUUCAAAGAGUAUCACGGGGCACUUCUCUAUGCACUACUUGCCUCCUGAGUGUCUUCCAAGCUAUCACCAUCACUUCUUGUGGUCCACAUUGGGCAAAGCUCAAAACCAGUGUGCUAAAGAGCAUUGUACCAGCCUGUGCUUUCAUAUGGGUACUCAAUCUGUUGAUAGAUUUAGUGGUGCCUCUGUAUGUAAGUGCUCCUAAAAGUAUCAACAACAGUCAGCUGACAAGGAACCUAGGGUUUUGCUCUAUUGACAUUUAUGCUAUGAGAACCCUAAAAAUUGUAAUCUGGAAGACCUUUUUUGAUGCAGUGUUUGUGGGACUCAUGUCCAUUACGAGUGGCUACAUGGUUCUUAUUUUGUACAGACACCACUGGCAAGUUCAACACAUUCAUCACACCAGUUUCAAUCCUAGUGCCUCAGCAGAGAUCAGAGCCACCAAAUUCAUCUUGUGUCUCAUGAGCAUCUUUGUAUGUUUUUAUUCACUCAGUUCCAUCUUUAUUAUUGUGAUGGAUAAUUCUAAAGAUGCAAAGCAAUGGGUGGUAAAUAUAUCUGCAUAUUUUAGUUUAAUUUAUCCAACAAUCAGUCCUUUUGUUUUAAUGAGUAGUGACUCAAAGAAUGCCAUUAAUUGUAAUGCUUUCAAUAGAAUGAAAAAGUCUUAUAAACAUUCAUCUAAGAACAGAGAAUGA
This is a messenger RNA of Monodelphis domestica (gray short-tailed opossum), 1044 nucleotides long. Lineage: Eukaryota; Metazoa; Chordata; Mammalia; Didelphimorphia; Didelphidae. The record is from RefSeq and is a predicted model, not a curated record.